Messenger RNA from Leptopilina boulardi, 627 nucleotides. RefSeq lists its product as uncharacterized. NCBI's taxonomy places the organism in Eukaryota, Metazoa, Arthropoda, Insecta, Hymenoptera, Figitidae. The record is from RefSeq and is a predicted model, not a curated record. Gene Ontology annotation, molecular function: DNA binding; protein heterodimerization activity; structural constituent of chromatin. Gene Ontology annotation, cellular component: nucleosome. Bases 146 to 559 code for a protein of 137 amino acids. The transcript has 4 exons.
UAUCUUCAAAUACAAAAAUUAUAUUAAUUUUUAUUCCUUAACGAACGAUUAUUAAUUUGUUAAAAGUAUUUUACUGCAUUUAAAAAAAAUUGAGACAUUCGAUAAUUAAUUACAUUAUAAAUUAUAAGAAAGUAAUUUUUUAAUUAUGGUACGACAUAAAGCCCAACCAAGUGCUUUAUCUAAUCAACCCGGCACUUCCAAUUCGACAGCAAGUGAUAGUAGCGAUGAAGUACAAAUUGAAGUUGUAAGAAGACCGCGAAAAAAGCGAGUUUUUGAAGAAAUCAGAGCUUUAAGAAGAAGUACAAAGUUGCUUAUUCCAAAAGCUCCUUUUGUUCGUUUAGUAAAAGAAAUUGUAAAAGACAUAUUUCCUCGAAGCAAGAUUCGAAGGUUUCAAAACGAUGCAAUUGAAGCACUUCGUGAAGCUGCUGAGAUAUAUAUUGUUCAAUAUUAUGAACAAGCUGACGUUAUAUCGCAACAUGCAAAUCGUACAACAUUAAUGCAACGAGAUAUGGUUAUGUUACGAUUUAUUCGAGGACGCGACGACGUUAUUAAUAAAUAAUAGCAAUAAAAUCAUUUAAAAUAAACAAUUAAUUUAUCAAAUAAUAAAUAAAUGAAUAAAAUAAAAAU